UGCAGACGGUCCCUAAUUGGCCUAAACGCUAGCUGCAAGAGCAUUUUAAUGCGUUGCAACAUAUCGUGGAGGAUUAAAACAAAUAAACUGCGAUGUGUGUUCAGUUCUACCUUCUAAUGCUUUUCAGAUAAGCCAUGUUUUAUACAAUUAUACUCAUUAUACUCAUGCACUAAGAAUUUAUUGAAGGUUUGCGCGGCUGAAUAUCUGUCUAAUAUCCAACGUCAAACAUCGAACCAACUUUAUAUCAGUAUUGGAGAUGGAGUCUGAGAAAAAGGACACCGAUGAGGUUUUGAAGGAACAGAAUGUACUUCUUCGAAUCCGCAAUCUUCGAUCUGUCAGUGCCGCUCUGGAAUCCAUUGAGAAGACAUACAUGCAUACGAAGCAGUCUCAUCCCAUUAUAUACUCUGUGUGUGGCAUGUAUGAGAAAGGUGUGCGUAAGGCUGGCAGCUUGGCCAUGUGGAGCAUUCAACCUGCCCUCCAUGUACUCGAGCCCCAGCUUGUAGCAGCCAACUCAUUGGCCUGCAGAGGACUGGACCACCUGGAGGAGAAGGUACCAGCCUUGCAGUAUCCACCUGAAGAGCUAACAGCAAGCAUCAAGGAGCUGGUGUCAUCAACUUUGGAAACUGCUAAGGAUAGUGUUGGCAGUCCAAUCAAACAGACCUCUAAUGUUGUAAUGGACACGGUAUCUACUGGGUACCAGCAGAGUAAGAAUGCCUUAAAUGACGGCAUACAUUAUGUCCUUAACAGCAAGCUUGUCUGCCUGGCUGAGCAGAGAGCUGACAGGGCUCUUAGUCUGUUGGAAAACCUGGUCGACAUUGUCCUUCCAGUAUCUUCAACUGAGACAGAGGAUGAUGGGAGUAUGGGAGAGCAGGAGCCUGAUGUUGGAGCCUCUGCCCCAAAGCCCAGCUUCAGCAGGCUGGGAGCACUGGCUGGCACCACCUACAGACGAGCAUUGGAGAAGACCGCUGCACAACUUCAGCGCUCCAAACGUCAAGGUCAGGGACUGGUCAAACAGAUCCCUGGCAUGAGUCCCCUGGUUGAGUAUACCAUGAGGACUGUGAAGACCAUAGGAAGUGUAAUACUGGGUCUGCCGAGCUCUGUGGCAGUGUUUCUGAAAGAUGCACAACAGCACAGUUCUCUGAAGGAGAUGACCAGUAAUGAGUUUGAGCAGCUAGAGAGUAAUGGGCUGCUGAGGCUGGUCAGUGGAUUAGGGCAGCAAUUAUUGAUGGUCUAUGGGUCUGUGGUGGCUAAUGUAAAGAAAACCUAUCUAACCAGCUUCAACCUGGCUAAGGAUGGAGUCAGCAUUGUCCUGCAGUCCUAUGGCACAGUCAGGGAGAGAGCACUGCACAUCCUUUCUUAUUAUGGGCUGAUUCCUAGGCGAUCUUCCAAGCCAGAAGGAGGAUCCCAAAUGGCGGAAAAUGAGAGAUCAAAAGAAAGUGUGAGUGUCUCUCUGGUGCUGGAGACUAGUGUAGGAGACCACAUGCACAGUCCCAGUGGCAAUUCUCAAAAGCAGCCCCUUAAGGUUACAGAGCUCAAGGAGAUAUCAGAGGAGACCCGUCAGCUGAAGAUGGAGGUCAUUGAGCAGAUUCCUAUGCAGCAGAAAGCAGUUCUUGGUGGCAGUAACAAGAAAGUAUCCAAGAUCCCUGAGGUACCCAGAUCCCCAAAGAAGAGUCUGACAGAUUGCACCCAGAUCUCCUCCUCAUCGUCUUCUUGCAUUCAUACAGAGCAAAAUGAAUUGGUGAUUGCCCCCCCUACUGAAGAAUGAGAAUGGAAGAAUAGUCAGAGUGGGAUGUGGGUUUCAUUAUUUGUCCUGCAGGUCUGUCAUGUUCAUUUAAAGCAUUAAGCAUAGCAGUCAUGGGUCAUGAUUUCUAAAGUCUCUUAUUAUCACUGUUGAAAACAGUUAUAUAAUAUUUUUGUGGAAACAGUGAUACAUUGUUUUCAGUAUUCUUUGAUGAAUAGAAAGUUCAAAAGAACAUCAUUUAUUUGAAACAAAUCUUUAAUAACAUUAUAAAUGUCUUUACCUUCAGUUCUAAUCAAUUUAAUGCAUCCUUGCUAAAUAAAAAUAAUUUCUUUCAAAAAUAAAAAUAAAAACCUUACUGACCCCCAAAUUUUGAUCACUAGUGUAAUAAGAGGGGGAAAUCCUGAUUUAGAAAUCGUGGUGUGACUUUAAUAUAUACAUUUAAAUAAAUCUUGAAUUAUUUGCGACUGAUUAUAUAAUAGUAACUAUAAUUGAAGAGGUGGUGCAAAUCUCAAUAAUGAAACAGGGCUACUUUUCAAUAUUUUUUAUUGUAUCAACAUUCAUAGCAAUUGGUGAUCAUACACUUUUUCAAUAAGAUGUCCCCUUGAAAAAACAAAAUUAUGAUGAAUUAGAAUUGAUCAAUACACAACGUUUAUUAAAGAAAGACUGCACAGAUGUGACUCUGCUAAAAAGAAAACCAACCUAUUAAGUACAGGAAUAAAUUAAAUACUUCAUAAUCAGAUUUUUACCAUGUCCCUGCAUAUUGUAUGUUUGAGUUAAACAGUGUGCUAGGUGGAGAAGUCCUCAGAUUUUUUUGUUUCACUUUAAAGAUACCAGAUUGACAAUCACAGCAAGUCAUUACAGCAAUGAUUAUUCACUAUUCAGUUAAUUCAUUUAUGGAAUUAAUAUUAACAUUGAACAUAAUUUGUCCAAACGCCUCUUUUAGUCAUGGCAUAAAGAGCUGAUCAAAAUGUUUACAUGCAUACUUGUAAUGCCUGAUUGUGGUCUAUGAAUCUAUAUUAAUUUUCUUUGUUUAGAUUGUUGAUAAAUAAAUACACGUGCAUAAACUGUUAGCUGUA
Messenger RNA from Cyprinus carpio (common carp), 2817 nucleotides. It is a transcript of the gene plin1, whose product is annotated as perilipin 1. The record is from RefSeq and is a predicted model, not a curated record. Gene Ontology annotation, biological process: lipid metabolic process. Gene Ontology annotation, cellular component: lipid droplet. Lineage: Eukaryota; Metazoa; Chordata; Actinopteri; Cypriniformes; Cyprinidae.